CCGCUCUGUUGUUUCUUGCUUUGUUCUUGUGCUUUUCUCCUAUCGAGGGAAAGUCGCCUGAAGCAGGUGAAACGUGUGUUGGCAUUCGGAGAGUAGAUUCGUCCUUUGACUUCGACCUGCCCGACGCUGUGGCUGAGAACGUGCAAGACCACAGCUGUGAUGCGGAGUGGAGUGUUAAUCAAUUCACAGCAACCCUGGAGGGAAACUCAAUAAACUUUACUCAUCCCUUCAUAAAAGUAACUCGUCGUGGAAUCAGUUUGCCCUACUGUCCAUUUACAGUUCGAUUCCACAUCUCUUGUGAUAAAUACACAAAUGAACUCACGUGUUCUUGCAUCAAUUCCACAGAGAGCAAUCCAGUUUUUAACACAACUCUGCCAGGUGGAGAUGCCAUCAAGACUUCAGGGAGACAACACUCACUGCAAAACAUGCUCCUGUUGAAGAAAACCAGCCUGGUUUAGGAGAAUUAGCCUGAACAGGCAACUUCAAUUGCCCUUGAAACAAUAACAUGGCGUGGAGUCAUGAGAACACAUUAUCCUAUGAAGUAACACAUAUUAUUUUAUUAUAUUAUAUUAUAUUUUAAUUAUAUUAUAUUAUAUUAUAUUAUAUAGUCCAAAACUGGGAUUUUUCACAGUUUGUAUCACUCCGCUUGUCUGUGUUUGCCAGUUUUAAUACUGGGGAGAUUUUUUCAUUGAUUCUUGGUUACGCUGAUGACAGGCGAGGGUUCUGUAUUGAAUGUAUUUUUGUUUAAACAAGGUACUAAAUCCUUCAUUCAUUUGCUUAAGUUACUUAAUAUUACUCAAUCAUUGUAUAAAACCAAUAUAACAAUAUCAUGCUUUUGAUGUUGCCACAGAACACACAACAGAGUAUGUGGGAGUGGAACAACAUCAAAUUCCUCUCCUUGCUCAAUAACUUACAAAGGUGUUUCACUUCAACUACAAAUUUCCUAUUUCUCACUGGUUAGAGAAAUACAGACACACUAAGUGACACCAGCAGUGAAUUAUCAGAGUUUUACUAGGCUAAAUAAUAUUUAGUUAUAAUAUAAUAGGUACAGCAGUGAUUAUAUUAUAUAGUAGAGUAUUAUUAUAUUAUAUUAUAUUAUAUUAUAUUAUAUUAUAUUAUAUUAUAUUAUAUUAUAUUAUAUUAUAAAGGCUAAUAAAACUUUAUAACUUUGUAUCUCCUGCAUGAAUUUACAAUCUCUGUUACAUGUUGUGUUUUACACAAAGUUACCAUAAGAGGUCACUGUCUACAAAUCAUUACAUGUACUUGUCUGUUAGCUUAGCCUUGUAUCUGUUAGCCUAGUUUAUUUUUGGCUGUAAAUCCUGUUUGCUUGUAGUUCUGGACACUCUUUGGGCUUUUCUUUUUUAUUUCAGGUUUUCCCAUCUUUGUAUCUCUUAUAUCAUCUUUAUUUUUUUGGAUAAUUCUGAAAACUGCCAUUAAACUUUGGGCAUGACUAUUAAGUUUUUGAAUCUGUCGAGUCAUUAGCAAGUCAAAACGGAAAUGCCAACACUCGGAUUUGUGAACAUUUGUUUGAACAAGAGGUGCUUUCAAGAUUCAAGAACAUUUCUCUGAAUUGACGAAAAAAAAUAUUUCGCCGUUGGAUUAACUGUAUGUUAGAUAUAACCAAGCGACCUUGAGUGAACUGGAGAAGGACUCAGAAAAUCAACAGAAGCAUGACGCACGUCAACAUCAGGUGCUUGGAAACAACAGCGUGCUGUGAUGGCGGAGAGAAACACUCUGGAGAAACUCGAUUUCGGCGCUUUAAGUCCCGAGCAGCAGGAGAAACUGCAUCAAUUCAAGGUCAAGACCCGGAUAGCUAAUGAAAAAUAUUUAAGGUCUCAUCCAGAGGUGGAGAUGUUACUGAGUGACUUCUUAAGGGAUGUAUUUCUGAAAAGGCCUAAAGAUAUUCGUGAAUUUGCAGCAGAUCAUUUCAGUGACCCAGGACUGCCAAAGAAAAUCCAUGCGCAAAUGAAUAUCCAAAAUAAGUGAAAACUGUAAAGUGUUUUUUAAUAAAAGCAAAGAA
Messenger RNA from Labeo rohita (rohu), 2020 nucleotides. RefSeq names its product RIIa domain-containing protein 1 (gene riiad1). NCBI's taxonomy places the organism in Eukaryota, Metazoa, Chordata, Actinopteri, Cypriniformes, Cyprinidae. The coding region runs from base 1717 to 1986 and encodes 89 amino acids. The transcript is spliced from 11 exons. The record is from RefSeq and is a predicted model, not a curated record.